AUCACAUAAUUGAAACAUGAAAAUACGAUUAGUGUAGUGUAAUGACAUGAAGCUUAUUUAUUUGACAUUGUAUAUAUUAAUGAUGCUUAUUUACUGAACUUCAUUUUCAUAAUAUUUAUUUAGUCAUUUUAGUUAUUACUGUUAAAAAUCUUAAAUUACCACGUUUUUAAAUUGUAUAAAAUUAAUACGAGUACUCUUGUACGCAUGUCUCUGUAUUAUUUAUACUUGUAGAAUUCCAUUUUAUUAUGUAUUAUGUUUGAUUAUGUAUUUUUGUUAAAUUGUUGAUACAACGUUUCAUCUUUUUUAUCAAUUUAUAUGUUUUAAAUGAUUAUUUAAAUCACUUUUUGUACUUACUGAAGGAAACGAAAAAAUUGAUUGUGUCUAGAUAAAUAACAAACAAUUACUCGUAAAAAUGUUUAGAAAUGGUAAAAUUUCAGAAAUUACUCCUACCAAACAGUCAAGAAGUGAAAGAUUUCAAGAGAUGUCUAAACAGCAACAGUUAAUUGAACAAAAAAAACGAGAGAUUCAAGCUAAAUUCGAAGAAAAAAAAAAGCAGAUGGCUGAAGAAACUGAGAAAAAUAAACAAAAAAACAAACUACCUUCAACCUCAAAAAAUACAUUAAAAUUAGAUAAAAUAAAGUCUUUUUAUCAAAAAUCUAAGAGCUUGCUCAAAAAUGAAAAUCUAGUGAAACCUGUUAAAGAAGAACUUCCUUAUGAAUCAACAGGAGCUCAUAAAAGCAAACUUUCCAUAUCUGAAGUCUUUGAAAAAGAAUAUGAAUCUUGUACAGAUUAUAAUGAAGUUAAUGAAUUCAAAGAUAAUUCUAAAGUUGAACCGGAACCAAAAACAGAGCAAAUUUAUUGUAAUGAACCAUUUAAAUCUGAGAAUUUUUUGCCAAUGCCUGAACAUCAAUUUAUGAGUUACAAUUUAAAUCAAUCAUAUCAGUCUCCUAAUUAUUACAGUUCUCCAUCAAUUCAAGUAACUUCAAUUCAACCACAAACUACUGUCGUUCAAGUUCCUACUGUUUCCAUAGUUACUACUCACCCUAUAUUGCAAAUUUCACAACCUACAUCAUUAUAUCAAACACAAAACCCAGUUUUUCUGCCACCAAAUAAUGAUAAAAUAGGUCAAUAUCAACAGUAUCCCAUGCAGACUCCUCCGUUAACUGCUACUAUAGUAACUGAUACCACAACAACAGCAACAGUACCUCAAAGUGCUGAUGAACAACCUUCUUUUAUAGUAACUGAGACGUCUACAGUAUCUUUGGGGCCAUCUCCAAAUGCUACACAUUUAUUGAAUGUUCCGCCACAGACGAUAGAAACCUUCACUGCAGUUCCAAGAGCUUUGAAUACAGUGCUGAGAUGUGACCCACAAGCUAUACUCAAUAAUGAAGAUGUUGAAAGUUUGGCUGCCACUGUAGCUGAGUUUGGUGAUGAAAUAGAAAAUAUAAUAUUACAAGAACGUCCUCAAGAUGUUAAUUUAUUAUUUUUAAGAGACAAAAAUUCUACAGCUUAUGCAAUUUUUAGACAAAGAGUUAGUUAUUUAAGAGCUAAAAUUGUAGCAAAUAAACUUACCCCUACUGAAAUCAUACCAUCAUCAGUCAACCAAGAAAUAUGUAGUUCUGAAAAUCAUGAUAGUUCUAAUAAAAAACGUAAACGUAAAAGUAGGUGGGAAAGUGAUAAUGUGAAGAUCCCUAAUGUUUCUUCUAAUGUAGGAAUUCCAUUAGCAAAUACUGUGAAAACACCUUCUCAGCCUUUCAAUGUUCAAAAACUUGGUGGUAUUCCUGGUAUGUCUGGACCAAUGAUAAGCCAAGUUGGUCGAUCAGAUCCAGCACUCUUACAAUAUGCAAUGCAAUCAUUUGGAACUGUCAAUUUAUCUGAAGAAGAUUGGAAAAAAGCUGAAGACCAUUAUAAAAUAAAUUUACUUUAUCAAGAAAUGCUAAAAAAACGUCAAGAAAUAGAACGUCUAAAAAAAGCUGGAAAAUUUAAAUAUGAAUAUGAUAGCGAUGAAGAUACUGAAGGUGGUACCUGGGAACAUAAGUUACGAAGAGAAGAAAUGAUGGCAACUGAAAGAUGGGCAGAGGAAUUAACUGAAAAAUCUAAAGACAAACAUCAUAUUGGAGAUUUUUUACCUCCUGAUGAACUUGCCAGGUUCAUGGAAAAAUACUCAGCUUUGAAAGAAGAUCGUGAACCUGAUCUAUCUGAUUAUAAAGAAUUCAAGUUAAAAGAAAAUAAUAUAGGCUUCCAAAUGUUACAAAAACUUGGUUGGUCUGAAGGGCAAGGUUUAGGUUCUAGUGGAACUGGAAUAGUAGAACCUGUCAACAAGGGAGGAUCUCAUAAUGACAACCAAGGUUUAGGUGUUGAAAGACCAUCAGAAUUAAGACAAAAUGAUGAUGAGUUUGAUGCAUAUAGAAAACGUAUGAUGCUUGCAUAUCGUUUCCGCCCAAAUCCAUUAAAUAAUCCACGUCGACCAUACUACUGAUAAAGAUAUAAACUAUAUUUUUAAAAAAUAGUUUUAGAGAGCUGAAACUUUAAUGAAAUUUUACUAUGUACUAUAGUAUUUUUACUGAUUUAACUUUAUAAUAAAGUUGUUCAAUAUUUUAUAUUUAAUUGUAGUUUUGUACAAUAAUAUUCAAUAAAUAUUAUAAUUUAGAUGCAAAUA
Molecule: messenger RNA, 2659 nt
Organism: Daktulosphaira vitifoliae (grape phylloxera)
Lineage: Eukaryota; Metazoa; Arthropoda; Insecta; Hemiptera; Phylloxeridae
Exons: 12
Coding region: 413-2479 (688 amino acids)
Biological process (GO): RNA processing
Cellular component (GO): nucleoplasm
Molecular function (GO): RNA binding
Source: RefSeq, a predicted model, not a curated record